GAGAGUGAGAUAGAGAUUCUUUGGCUGUGCAUUUCUCGGUGGUGCUUCAUGUGAAUAAUAUAUGUUCUAGAGAAUUCACAUAUUGCUUUAGUAUCUAGGCUGAAUUGUGGCCCUUUAUGGCACCGAAACACUAAGCCGGAAGCAGGUGGAAGCGCAAUUGAUUAAUGCCAAGGUAAAUGAGGGUCUCAGAAAUCGUUUAAGAACUCCCAUAAGGGUUACCUUUUCACACCUUGUCACAUAUUGUAUACGAUGUUUGGACUUUUUAAACGAGGAUAUGCUCGGACGCGACUAAAGUGUGGAGCCGCCCUUUGCUUCAAGGCCGUUGGUGGGUGGAAUUGUGUAUUAUAUUGUACGAGUGGAUAUAAAUAACAUUGCUUCCAACUUUCCUGCUGGCGUGCAUUUGUUCGUAAUUUGAUUGGAUUAUAUCAGCAGUUACUACAACGCAGCAAGUAAGUAUUGGCUAUGAAUUUUGAAAUCAAUCAAUAAAUAUAUGACAUAAAAAUAAAAAUAAAUGCUAAACAUCACAAGCACCCAAGCAAAACCUUUUUUGAAAGGUAAAAUACUAAUGAUAUUAAUAACAACAAAAACGAUAAUAAGAAUAAUCAUCAAAAGAUAAAAAUCGUAAACAUUACAAUGAUUAAUUUCCCUCAGAUCGACCCAUCUCGACACCAUGAAGAAACGCCAUCUGUUGGCCUUCGUGCUGUCUCUAACGGGCCUGUUGUCCCUAACGCUAAGCACUCCAUCCGUUUGGUAUGUGAGUCAUGCAGAGAAGUCACAGAAACUUAUUCUGAUUGAAGGAGCCAAGAUGCAGACGUCAUAUAGCCUGCUUACUGCUGACUCGCUGUGCACGUGUCGGCGGCAGUGUACAACAUUGUCGAAGUGUGUUGCUGCCUCCUUUAUUGCUUGGAACGCCAGCAACGAAUGCCAGCUUAGCACUGCAGAUAUCAACAACACCCACUUCACUCUACAGAAAGACGCUUGGCUCAUGAUGUGGAGGGGUGAGUACUGUGUAACACGCAUUUGAUUUUAACUUGUGUUACAUGUUAAUGAUAAAAGAUUCAGAGAUUGUGGAAAGAUAGCAGCCCACCCGCUCUCCCUUUUACACUUGAAACUAAAGGCUCAUUUAAAACAUCUCCGAAAUCCCUGUCACUUUGAUACAUCCUCAGACAUGUUUGCCCAUUACAAUCUGAAAAGGUUUGUCAACAGAUUCCAAUAAUAGAAUCAACAGGUUCCAACAAUGGAAUCAACA
Molecule: messenger RNA, 1249 nt
Organism: Penaeus chinensis
Lineage: Eukaryota; Metazoa; Arthropoda; Malacostraca; Decapoda; Penaeidae
Exons: 3
Coding region: 671-1024 (117 amino acids)
Source: RefSeq, a predicted model, not a curated record